ACUGAUUGGCUGUCCCGGCAGCGGCUGCCGAGCAGCCCCGCCUCCGACCCUGCCGGGUGCCCCCAUUGGCCGACGGCCGGCGUCGCCCUCGCGGCGGGAGAUUCGCGGGGCCCGGGGUCGCCGGUCCAGCGCCAUGGAGCGGCUGCGGGACGUGCGGGAGCGGCUGCAGGAUUGGGAGCGCGCGUUCCGGCGGCGGAGCGGGCGGCGGCCGGGCCAGGAGGACGUGGAGGCGGCGCCGGAGGAGACCCGAGCGCUCUACCGGGAGUACCGCGCCCUGAAGGGGGCCCUGGGCCGGGCCGGCGGCAUCGGACCUCACAGCCCCAAGCGGUCGCUUCUCGCGACGGCCGAGGAGAUGCAGGAGCCCAGCUGCUGGGGGCCGCACUUGAAUAGGGCUGCGACCCAUAGUCCACAUCCUACUGUUUCUGGGCCAAGCCCUGUGGGGUCUGUGCCAGACUACGGGAAAAGGCUUAAAGCCAACCUAAAGGCCACCCUGCAGGGUGGGCCAGCCCUGGGCCGCAUACCCCGGACUCCACGAAGACCCUCGUCCAAGACGCCCUCCCUGGGGCCACCAGGUGGAGAGGCUGUCCGCAUCUUUCCAGAAGUCGUCAGUGAGGUGCUCCUCCAGCCUCAUGGGCCCCAGCUGAGGCCAGGCCGCCUCCAACAGCUACAGGCAUCCUUGAGCCUACGACUGAGCUCCCUAGACCCUGACUGGCUACAGCGGUGUCACAAUGGGGCCCCAGAUUUCCUGGGGGCUUCCAAGGCCUGCCAGCCUAACCUGGGUGUACAGGAGUCACAGCCUCUGACUCCAGGUGUCCCAUCUGUUCUUGGUCCCAGCACUGGCCCUGAGACUCGAGCCCUACAGAUUGCUGGAGUCAGUGCAGGGAGCCCCCGACCUGGCAACAGUCAAGACAAGAAGUGGAGAUGGAGUAGGGAACCAGAAGGGAGCCCUGCACAGGCCCAGCAGGACGGUGGCCAGGCAGGAUCUCUGCCUGAGGAAGCUGGGGCUGCGGAACAUACAGGGGACUGUCCAGGAGAACCCCUGUGGGUACAGCCCCCCAGCGCCCCCAGAGCCUCCAGGUACCACAGCUUCAGCCCCGGUGGGGUCAUUGUGAGACGAGACAGGGUGGGGCAGGCUUUGGGGAUGCUCUCCUCGUACGUCCUGUCUAGGUCAGCUCUCCGCAGCGGAGGUAAUUACGUCCGUCUCAACAUGAAACGGAAGCGGUCCGUGCGGGGCCCGGCACUCCGGGGCAGGCUCCUCCGCAAACAGAUGUGGAAGCAGAAGUGGCAGAAGAAAGGGGAGCGUUUUGGAGGAGGUCAGCCCAGAGCUGCAGCCAAGAAUUCUUGCUUCCAGUGUGGGCAGCUAGGCCGCUGGUCAUCCCAGUGCCCCCAGUCAGAGCCUACCCUGGACCCCCAGAAGAGCAGCGAGGAUGAAGAGGACGUGCAGACCCAGCUCACCUUAGAGGAAGUAGUCAGGAGGACGGGCACUGCCAGCUGCCAACUCCCUGUGAGUGAGAAAGAUACAGAGCCUGCUGGGCCUGAGCCGUUGGUGACCGUGGAGCGGCCUGUGCCCCAGGCGCACUGCCCAUCCCCCAUCGUGCCACCACUCUACCCACCAGGGCCCUCGGGGCAAGUGGCAGAGACACCAGCUGAGGUGUUCCAGGCCCUAGAGGAGCUGGGGCACCAAGCCUUCCGCCCUGGGCAGGAGCGUGUGGUCAUGCGGAUCCUUUCUGGCAUGUCCACGCUGCUGGUGCUGCCCACUGGUGCUGGCAAGUCCCUGUGCUACCAGCUCCCUGCGCUGCUUUACGCCCGGCGGAGCCCGUGCCUCACGCUGGUCAUCUCUCCCCUGCUGUCUCUCAUGGACGACCAGAUGUCUGGCCUGCCUCCGUGCCUGAAGGCGGCCUGCAUCCACUCAGGCAUGACCAGGAAGCAGCAGGAGUCUGCCUUGAAGAAGGUUCAGGCGGCCCAGGUGCACGUGCUGAUGCUGUCCCCCGAGGCGCUGGUUGGGGCUGGGGCAGGGAUCCCUGGCCGCCUCCCUCAGCUGCCUCCAGUCGCCUUUGCCUGUGUCGAUGAGGCCCACUGCCUUUCCCAGUGGUCCCACAACUUCCGGCCCUGCUACCUGCGUGUCUGCAAGGUGCUGCGGGAGCACAUGGGCGUGCACUGCUUCCUGGGUCUCACGGCCACGGCCACACGCAGCACCGCGAGAGAUGUGGCCCAGCACCUAGGCGUGGCCGAGGAGCUUGUCCUCAGAGGGCCAGUCACCAUCCCCGCCAACCUGUACCUCUCUGUGUCCAUGGACAGGGACCCAGACCAGGCUCUAGUGACACUGCUGCAGAGUGAUCGUUUCCGUGCUCUGAGCUCUGUCAUCGUCUACUGCAACAGACGUGAGGACACAGAGCGUGUCGCCGCCCUGCUCCGCACCUGCCUGCGUGAGGCCCGGGACCUGGGGCGUAGAGGACAGGCCCCCAAGGCUGUAGCCGAAGCCUACCACGCCGGCAUGUGUAGCCGGGAGCGGCGGCGGGUGCAGCAAGCCUUCAUGGACGGCCGGCUGCGGGUGGUGGUGGCCACAGUGGCCUUCGGAAUGGGCCUGGACCGGCCAGAUGUGCGGGCCGUGCUGCACCUGGGGCUGCCUGCAAGCUUCGAGAGCUACGUGCAGGCUGUGGGCCGGGCCGGGCGUGACGGCCAGCCAGCGCAUUGCCACCUCUUCCUACAACCCCAGGGCCAGGACCUGCAGGAGCUGCGGAGACACGUGCAUGCUGAUGCCACCGACUUUCUCGCCGUGAAGAAGCUGGUCCAGUGUUCCUUCCCACCCUGCACUUGCACCCACGCCCAACGGCCCCUGGAACAGGACGGAGCCGAGAGCCAGGAGAGGCCUGUGGCCGUGUCCCCAAGAGAGGCCAAGCAACCCAACAGCGAGCGUACAGCCCGGUGUCCGGGCCAUGAGCGGGCACUCCCAGUGCAGCCGCUGGUGCAGGCCCUGGACAUGCCUGAGGAAGCCAUUGAGACCUUGCUGUGCUAUCUGGAGCUACACCCACAGCGUUGGCUGGAGCUGUUAGCACCCACCUACGCCCACUGCCGCCUGCGCUGCCCUGGGGGCCCCCCCCAGCUCCAGGCCCUGGCCCACAGGAGUCCCCUCCUGGCUCUGUGUUUGGCCCAGCAGCCACUGGAGAGCACAGGUGGGGGAAGUUAUUCUGUAGAGUUCGAUGUCCUAAUGGCCGACUCAGUGGGCUGGAAGCUGGCCUCCGUACGGCAGGCUCUCCGUCAGCUGCAGUGGGAGCCAGAGCCCGGGACAGGUGCACCUCGGGAGACAGGGGUGCUGGUGGAGUUCCGGGAGCUUGCCUUCUGUCUGCACAGUCCUGGAGACCUGACAGCCCCUGAGAGGGACCAGAUCUGUGACUUCCUGUACAGCCACAUACGAGCCCGAGAGCAGGAGGCCCUGGCCCGCUUGCGCCGCACUUUCCAGGCCUUUCACAGCGUCGCCUUCCCCAGCUGUGGGCCCUGCUUGGAGCAGCCUGAUGAGGAGCGCAGCGCCAGGCUCAAGACUCUGCUCAGCUGCUACUUCGAGGAAGAGGGGCCAGGGCGCGUGGGAGAUGAGCAGGGCCCAGAGCCGGGACAGACCGGGAUCCAGGACUGGGAGGACCAGGUUCGCCAGGACGUCCGUCACCUUCUGUCCUCGUGGCCAGACCAGCAGUUCUCAGGCAGGGCUGUGGCACGUAUCUUCCACGGCAUCGGAAGCCCCCGCUACCCAGCACAGGUGUACGGGCGGGACCGACGCUUCUGGAGAAGAUACCUGCAUCUGAGCUUCCCCGGCCUGAUGCGCUUAGCCACAGAGGAGAUCUUGCAGUGGGGCCACUGACCACCUGCCAUGGGCGGGGGCUUCGUGGCCACAGUGUGGAGGGCGGCAGGUGUGGCAGGGAAAAUGGACAUUGGUGGCCACAACAAUGACUGACUACCUUGGGCAAAGCCCACCACCAGAAGUUUGGGGGUAAGGAGGCCCAAAAUGCAGAAUAAAAAAUGCUCAAGUCA
Messenger RNA from Ailuropoda melanoleuca (giant panda), 4023 nucleotides. It is a transcript of the gene RECQL4, whose product is annotated as RecQ like helicase 4. The record is from RefSeq and is a predicted model, not a curated record. Gene Ontology annotation, molecular function: zinc ion binding; nucleic acid binding; 3'-5' DNA helicase activity. Gene Ontology annotation, cellular component: nucleus; cytoplasm; chromosome. Gene Ontology annotation, biological process: double-strand break repair via homologous recombination; telomere maintenance; DNA replication. Lineage: Eukaryota; Metazoa; Chordata; Mammalia; Carnivora; Ursidae.